Echinostoma caproni is the source of this 789-nucleotide messenger RNA. The record is from the annotation of a GenBank genome assembly. NCBI's taxonomy places the organism in Eukaryota, Metazoa, Platyhelminthes, Trematoda, Plagiorchiida, Echinostomatidae.
UCAUUUGUCCACAUCGGUGCAAAUUCCGUGCUCAGAUUGUUGGAAAACCUGAGCGGUUCGGUACAGAGAGCCACCGAUCAACCAGACCCGCAGAUUUGUUGCGUACUGUUAGACUCCGGUUGGUUGAAAUCGCAACUGGGGCACCAUGUCGCACAUUUGUGCUCCAUCUAUGGUGUUCGACUGAUCGUGUUACGACCAGUCCAAACACUUGCAAAACUCAUGUCCACCGACUUGCAUACAAUAUCCCGCUGUAUCGCGGUCGGGGUUUGUUCGUCCCAUACUGCUCCGUCGGAACUGCGUGACUGGAUCGAUCUAGUUUGUAACUCCAUUCCCCCACUCAGUUUGCCACUUGUGACUCCGCCUCAGCUUCCGUUGCCGCAACCUUUGAAAAGAACAGUUGCAUCAAGUGAUUCGUUGACAACAACAAACACGGAGGUUAUCGCUCAACCCUGGGACAAUUACGUGACUGAUCCCGCAAAACUUUACCUCCCAUCUGAUUGGACGGUACCCCCAGACCGAAUCAUUACACUGACCGCACUCUGGCGUCUGUUCGGCAAUCCAAAGACCGAAAUACGAUCACGGUCGGAUAGAAAAGAGGCAGAGGAGAUGGAAUAUCUACCGUUGGUGGGGUCGGACUCUUUUCAGAUCCCAUACGGCGAUACGCUGGUGCGUACGGUUCCCGGCCAGACGGACGCUCAGCGGCAGAACAAGAAGCGCGACUCCCGUCCGUCGAAGAAGUCCAAAGGCAAAAGAAAAAAGAAAAGACGGCACAAUGAGCUCCAGUGUUAA